Arachis stenosperma is the source of this 3041-nucleotide messenger RNA. RefSeq names its product extensin-2-like. Lineage: Eukaryota; Viridiplantae; Streptophyta; Magnoliopsida; Fabales; Fabaceae. The coding region runs from base 58 to 2610 and encodes 850 amino acids. The transcript has 3 exons. Gene Ontology annotation, biological process: plant-type cell wall organization. The record is from RefSeq and is a predicted model, not a curated record. Gene Ontology annotation, molecular function: structural constituent of cell wall.
UGAGUAAGUUUUCAAGCAAGGAAUUAAACACACCACCGUCUCUGAACAAUAAUUAUAAUGUCCGGCGGUGCCAAAGGCCCCAUGAGGGGGCUUCUUUGGCCACAAAUGCCCAUUACUGCAGCAUUCGCCAUUAUUUUCAUUUCCUAUAAUGUGGCAGCUGCAGAUCCUUACAUCUACAAUUCUCCACCUCCACCACCCUAUGAAUACAAGUCUCCUCCGCCACCCUCACCUUCUCCCCCGCCACCCUACUACUACAAGUCUCCUCCUCCACCCUCCCCCUCUCCGCCUCCACCUUACUACUAUAAGUCUCCUCCACCACCUUCACCCUCUCCCCCACCACCUUACUACUACAAAUCUCCCCCACCACCAUCCCCCUCUCCCCCGCCACCUUACUAUUACAAAUCCCCACCACCACCUUCACCAUCUCCUCCCCCACCUUACUAUUAUAAGUCUCCACCCCCACCUAAGGAGCCUUACUACUACAAGUCUCCACCACCUCCGUCACCAUCUCCUCCACCGCCAUACUACUACAAAUCUCCUCCUCCUCCUUCUCCAUCUCCUCCACCGCCAUACUACUACAAGUCACCUCCUCCUCCAUCUCCAUCACCGCCUCCACCUUACUAUUACAAAUCUCCACCACCACCUUCACCUUCUCCUCCUCCGCCUUACUACUAUAAAUCACCUCCUCCUCCAUCUCCUGUGCCUCAUCCACCUUACUACUACAAGUCUCCACCACCACCAGUGAAAUCUCCACCUUACUACUACAAUUCUCCUCCUCCACCAGUUGUAUAUCACCACCACCCCCAUCACCAGCUGGUCGUUAAGGUUGUAGGUAAAGUCUAUUGCUACAAAUGUUAUGACUGGGCGUACCCCGAAAAAUCUCAUAACAAGAAGCACCUCAAAGGAGCUGUUGUGGAAGUGACAUGUGAAGUAGGAAGUAAAAGCAUUAAGGCAUAUGGUACAACAAAGAUCAAUGGAAAAUACAGUAUAACCUUGAAGGACUUUGAUUAUGUGAAAUAUGGAUCUGCAGUGUGCAAGGCUAAGCUCCAUGCUCCUCCUAAGGAUUCACCUUGCAACAUCCCUACCUUGUUGAACGAUGGAACUCACUUGUUUUUGAAGUCUGAGGACAAGUAUGAAGUUGUCUUCAAGGCUAAGCCAUUUGCUUAUGCUUCAAAGAAGUCAUAUGAAGAAUGUGAAAAGCACAAUCACCACCACAAUCACAAACCUUCACCUACUCCAUAUUAUUACAACUCACCACCUCCUCCAUCAUCACCCACUUAUGUAUAUAAGUCUCCACCUCCACGAUCACCCAUUUACGUAUAUAAGUCUCCUCCUCCACCAUCACUAGCAUAUGUGUAUAAAUCUCCACCUCCACCAGCAUAUUAUUACAAAUCUCCACCCCCACCAUCACCUACUUAUGUCUAUAAGUCUCCACCUCCUCCUCCAUACUAUUACAAGUCUCCACCCCCACCAUCACCAUCUCCUCCACCACCUUACUAUUACAAAUCUCCUCCUCCACCCAAAGAGUUGCCACACCCUACUCCUUACUAUUAUAAAUCACCACCUCCACCAUCUCCAUCGCCACCACCUCCGUACUACUACAAGUCACCUCCGCCACCAUCACCUUCUCCUCCUCCUCCAUACUACUACAAAUCCCCUCCACCACCUAAAGAAUUGCCACACCCUACUCCUUACUACUAUAAAUCACCACCUCCACCAUCUCUAUCACCACCACCUCCUUACUACUACAAGUCACCUCCACCACCAUCACCUUCUCCUCCUCCUCCAUACUACUACAAAUCCCCUCCACCACCCAAAGAGUUGCCACACCCUACUCCUUACUAUUAUAAAUCACCACCUCCACCAUCUCCAUCACCACCACCUCCUUACUACUACAAGUCACCUCCACCACCAUCACCUUCUCCUCCUCCUCCAUACUACUACAAAUCCCCUCCCCCACCUAAAGAACUGCCACACCCUACUCCUUACUACUAUAAAUCACCACCUCCUUACUACUACAAGUCACCUCCACCACCAUCUCCAUCGCCUCCUCCUCCAUACUACUACAAGUCUCCUCCUCCUCCAGAAAAAUCGCCAGAACAUCCCCCUUACUACUACAAAUCUCCUCCUCCACCGUCACCAUCACCUCCUCCUCCAUACUACUACAAGAGUCCUCCACCACCAUCUCCAUCACCACCACCCACUUACUACUACAAAUCACCACCUCCACCAUCACCUUCACCACCGCCUCCUUACUAUUACAAGUCACCUCCACCACCAUCUCCAUCACCACCUCCUCCUUAUUAUUACAAAUCUCCUCCACCUCCUUCGCCUUCUCCACCACCUCCUUACUACUACAAGAGUCCUCCUCCACCAUCUCCUUCUCCUCCUUCUCCCUACUACUACAAAUCUCCUCCACCACCAUCACCGUCUCCCCCACCACCUUACCAUUACGUAAGCCCUCCUCCACCAUCCCCAUCUCCACCACCACCAUAUCACUAUACCUCACCACCUCCUCCAUCCCCAACUCCUACUCCCACAUACACUUACAAGUCUCCUCCGCCACCGGCGUACAUCUAUGCUUCCCCACCACCACCAAUCUACAAGUGAGGUUAGAAUGCAGAAACACAAAUCGUGAUAAAUCAUGUUCUAGUGGAAUAAAGUCUUUUAUUUGCAGCAAAGUAAAACAUUAUUCAUAUCCAAGUUCUUUGAAUAACAUAAUUUCUCUAAGCUACAAGGUUCGCUAUUUGGGUGAGGCUGCUGCUUCUGUUUCUUGGACAGCAAUCUUACAUGUCCUGUGCUUAAUAAGUUCAAGAAAAAUCGGCAACAACAAGCCCCAUCAGAUUUGAAACUUAGAAGCCAAGUCAAGGUGAAAAGUGCAGUAGAGAGAUGUAUAUUUCUUAUUUGUUUAUGCAUAAAUUAAUAUUAUCAUUUGUACGUUCUUUGUAUGUUUAUUUCCAAUUAUUGUGGCAUUUUUUAUUAAUUGUAUCUUCUUAAUACGCGUUUGCAAUAAGAGUAAUCAUAAUAUAUAUUACUUAGUC